ACUUCGGUCACACUGCAGCACUCAUAAAUUACAUUUUGUUUUAAACAAUUGAAAAUACACCUAAAAACACAAUAACAACGUUGCGGCAUUUGUAUAAUUGGCAACACGGAGUCCUACCUCAUCCGCCGACAUGUGUUAGCCGGAAAACGGGGCCCGCUGACGCCACCCAGAGUCCGUUUCGGAUUUGCCUGUGCUGCGACCCAAAACAAGAAAAAUUCGCACGCCGUCGCAACGAAUUCGCAAUGCGCUGCCGCUGAAAAUCGAGAGGUAUUCGAACCGCUUACCCGCCUUGUCGCUAACUAACCCACUAAGCCGCCGCUUAAGACACCCUGUAGCCGCUAAUUCCAACGCCAUUAGCAUCUGACCAUGGAUCAGAGGCGGAUAAUUGAAGUGUGCAGGACGUUCGGCCGGGCCAAAGACCGCGUGGUUUUGGCGUAGCGUGCAAAACAAACGCGCUGUCAUCUGUCGAUAGGUUGUGUGUUAUCGGCUGCCCUGCUAUCGCUAUCGCGCAAGGACCACGAGAGCGGCGAAAAACCGUUUUGCCUUUUCCGAGCGCCGAGUGGGUCGGCCUGUGUGUGUGUGGUGUUGUGGGUGGUGUGAAAAAAGUGCGUGCGGUCUUGUUUAUGGGCGAAAAAGAGCAGCGGCUGUCCGGCCGGAGUUAGCAAGUGCCGUGCAGGAUCCCCAGUUCGUAAGAUUAGGUCGUCGUCUCCUUCCCACCCCGCCCCUUCCUCAGCCAAGUAAUCCGCGUAUUGGGUACCGCAGCACCGACAGACGGCGACGGCCCAUGACCCGGGCUCUUCAUACACCAUCCUCGAGUUAGCACCUGCGAGAUGGCCAACAACAAUCACCCGCAUCCCGGGCACCUUAGCCAGGCGGCGCAGAAUCCCUCCUGGAACCCGCUGCAAAUACCGUCUUACAUUCCCCGACAGCCGCAGUUGGCGCACAUGUCCAACGAGCGGCCCGGCAUGGUGCGAUCGCCGCUGGCGUGGCACGUUUCCGGCUCCGUAUCCUCCCAGCCGCCGCCGCCACCGCCUCCCGAAGCCAUUUACAAUUUCAUGUCGGCCAAUCAUAAAAACCUGGACCACCAUCAUCAGAUGAAUCCCUUGCUGGCACCGCCUUACUCAGGAACAUUGCCUUUCGACUCCAUGGACCUGUCGUUGCAGUCCGCUCGCAGUGCGGCCCAGCCGCUGACCAAGCAGCCGCUGAGCCAGCAGCAGCAACAGCAAUCGCUGAUGCAUGCCCCCAAUUAUCCAUCAAUUCAAAAUCUUACGACCAACGCCUCGCCCAAUAGCGCACAGAUGCAGCAGCAGCAACAGCAACAGGGUCACCUGGCGGCCAUGGCUGCCGCACAUGCCAGUCUGCUGCAGUCGAGUAGCUCCUCUAGCAUGAGUAAUGGAGGCGUAUGCGAGUCACUACUUCCGCCACCACCGCCUACAAGUGCUGCCUCGGGGAACAGCAGCAAUCACGCGGGGAGUAAUAGCAGCAGCAGCAGUGGCGGCAGUGGGAGCAACAAUAACAUACCCAGCCCGCAGUAUAUGCAUUCUCGCGAUGAGAACUUCAAGCUGGCUCAACUAAAACGCAGCUUUGACCACGAACUGCUCUCGGGGAAGAAUCUGCAGAAGGACAAGGACUGCGCAGGAUACCCGGGAGCGGGAACACCCAGCAAACUGCCCACGCACAAUGUUCAGCAGCAGCAACACGCCAAUAAGAAACCCUCACCCCUUCGCAACUAUCACCAGCAGCAGCAACAGCCGCCCUACAACCUCACACCCAAAUACAAUGGACCACAGACGCCGCCCACGCCUCAAUCGCCGCUGGCUGCCCCGCCGUCACAUCAGUUGCAGUCCCCUACCAUGGACUACAAUCAGCUACAUUUGCACCAGCACCAUCAUCAGCUCAACAGCUCGGGUGGAGGCAAUGGCAGCGGCAACAGCUACCAGCACAUGCAAUCGGAUCACUCGCAGCACUUGCACUACCACAAUCAGCACGUGGCCAGCCAGGCAACAGCUCCGCCACCUCCACUCCUGCCACCGCACUUGGCCAGCGCCCAGUUCCAUGGCCAACAAGCGCAAGAUGCUCCGCCCCACCUGCAGGUGGCCCCUCCAAGCCAGCAGCAGCAGCAGACGCAUCAUUCCCGCAAUGCUCACCACACGAAUCUCGAUUCCUUGGGAGUCAAGCACAAGCCAGAGACAGAGGAGUCAACGCCUGUCAUUACUGAUCUGUCUUACCGGAAUGCCGAGGCGGAUAAGCCGGCAGCCAACUCAUUGCCAGAUGCUCCCGAGUCGCCCUACCUGACCACCUCGAACGAGGAGUCGCUGGAGUCCAACAGCAACAGCAGCAAUAGUCGAAAGCGUCGCAAACGAAAGUCCAGCAUGGUUAUGCGUGUUACGCCAAACGAAAACGCCCCAGAAGGUGGAAACACGAAGCAACAACAGCAGCCACAACAACCGCUGGUCCACCAGGGCAAUAGCUGUAGUCCUAAACGGUCGCCCAAGAAUGGAGGUGGUGACUUUCAACCUUUCAGCCUGCAGACGCAGACCGUCAACGAUAAGGCGCCGCAGGAGAACGGAUGCGGCGGUGGCUCACCAACGGCAGCGGAAAACAGCAGUAAUAGCAACAGCUCAACACUGUAUCAUGACAACGACAACCCCAAGACCAAGAAGCAGCGGCAGGCCCUGCUGCAGCGUAAUAUCACCGAACAGCAGCAGCAGCAGCGUCAGCAGCAGGAGGACGAACCGCCCAAGAAGCCCACGCCGCCCAGCAUGCCACCACCGAGUCCGCAGAGCAACAGCAGCAGCAGUAGCUCGAGUAGCUCCAGUGCAAACUCGCACAGCAGCCGCAGCAGCCAGGCGAGUCAUGACAAUCGGAAGGAGCCCAAGCCGGAAGGAGGUGGCCAGAACAAGACCACUACAGACACUCCAGCAUCACCGGCUUUGGUGGAACAGGGGGACAUUGACGCUAAGCCAGCGGUGAGUGUGCACGAGUGCGAUGAGGAGGAAGAACCAGCGGAACCGAUCAAAGAAACGCCAGCCGAAUCGUCUGCUCCUCCCCCCACGGAUCCGGAUGUGACCAAGAAAGCAUCGCCGGCAGCCAACUCAGAGCCCUGUCCCUUUGGGGAAGUGGAGGAUAAGCUCGAGGAAAUGUUUGCUGGCAUCGAGGAGGAGUCGGAAACGAUUUGCAGCCCCGAAAAGCCGGCGGAAGAGGCUGUUAACCAUGACUUAAGCGCACAGCUGGCUCUGGACAGCGCCAAACCGGAUGAGGCGCCAGCGGAAAAGAUUGAAGCUACAGCAGCAGCUGCUCCGCCUGAGAUUAGGCCAAUGGCAACCAAGGCGGCGAUGAAGUCAACGAUGCCCAGUCCCGUGCACAGUCCCGCGCCACAAGCCCGAAGCUCCACCUCCACGCCCCUGACAGCGGUUGAAGAGAGUAAGGACAACACUCCUGCUGCUCCUGCAACCAAGGCGGCCUCAUCCCGGAGGCUGCCACCUCGAAGACUAUCGAUGGGCAUGGACGCCUCCUUGCUGCGCUUUAUGAUCGACGAGUCGCCACCGGCCAAGAAGCCAGGACGCAAAAAGAAAGCCGUUUCACAGCCAGAGCUGGACGACGAAGAGGACGAUGACAAGCCUAGCACCUCGGCAGCAGCUGCAGCGGCACUGGCGGCUCGCCAGCUAAGCGAGGCGGCAGCUGCGCCGAAGGGAAGGGCUACAGGCGGAGCCAAGAAGAAAAACGCCGUGGGCAAAGGCAAAAAGGGAGCAGCGACUAAGGCCAAUGCGAAGAAUGCCAAGCAGAAUGGAAAGAAGCCUGGCCGGAAGCCAGCGAUCACCACCGACGAGGACAGUACUCCGGCCCCCACAAACGGAGGCGGCGGCGGUGCAUCAGGUUCCGCCGAGUUGAGGUUUAAGUCACCCUUCAUUCUCAUUAAACCGGACGGCAGUGUGAGCAUUAAGAACACUCACAGCGCCGAGGACGUCAACGAGAAGCAGACCAAGGUUAAGAAGGCGCCGCACGAGCGAAAAAACCUGCGGGGUAUGCACAGCUCCACUCUGAGUAACCGGUACGAUGCGGACACCACAGACUCCACCUGGAUAUGUGUGUUCUGCAAGCGGGGACCGCACAAGCUGGGCCUGGGCGAUCUCUUUGGUCCGUAUUUGGUGACCAGCGACUGCGAGGAGUAUCGAGCGGCCUUGCAGGCACCUGGUGUCCAGGACGUGGAUGGGCUCUUCGUUAGCAAGCGGCGGCGCGAGGAUAUGGUAAAGACGCAGGAGAGAAAUCUGCCUGUGGUGCCCGCUACGCUUGGCCAAAUAAUGCAGGCACCCAAAAUAAGCAUGGUAAGAAAACGCAAGCAGACACACGACAGUACCAUGUCCUACAGCGACGACCCCAACGACUCGCGCUCACUGUGCUCCUCUGUGGACCCGCUGGACUGCAGCCACGAGUCCAAGUUUAUAGAGACAUUCCGCGGAAUGGGGAAAACCUCAGAGCACGGCUAUGAAGUGUGGCUGCACGAGGACUGCGCUGUGUGGAGCAACGACAUCCAGCUGAUCGGCGCCCAUGUGAAUGGACUGGACGCAGCGGUGUGGGACAGCACGCGGUACCACUGCGUUCUCUGCCAGCAAACGGGAGCAAGCGUGUGCUGUUUCCAGCGAAGCUGCAAGGUGGCAGCCCAUGUGCCAUGCGCGCGAUCGGCCAAUUGGAGCUUAAGAGAGGAGGACCGCAAGGUUUAUUGCCAGCUGCAUUGCGACAAUGCAGAAGCUGGUUCCGUGAAAAUGGAGCCCCUAACGCCGGCUGCGACGGCCAUUCCAGGACCCGCUCCUGCACCGCCGCCUGCGUUCAACGUUCACUCGCUUCCCUGAGUACGCGUGCGCGUCCAGAAAUGCCGCCUGGUCGCCAAGCGUUGAGCGUUGAAGGCACGAUCCCGCAGAUUCCCAAGCAGCUCGCUGCACCCCCUUUAGCUUUGUACAUAAGUCUCCGACUGGUGGGCAUUUCGUAAUCCAUACAAAGUUUUUUGUAUAAAUCCGCUGUACAAUUUUAGGCUUUAUACUUAGUUAGGUUCCUCCCUCACGCCGCAUCCUUAGUUGUUUAUGUUUAAGUCGAAAGUUAAAUUAUUCUAUCUCGCCCUUGCAUUAGUACCUUUUAGUUGUAGUUAUUUUUAAUGCCCACCCACCCCCUCUGCAUCACCAAUUGACUAUUGAUAAUUCGGUUUAGUUGAAUUCUGUCUGUAUAAACGAAUACUCCAUGCCAUACCGCGAUAACUAACACUGAGUAAUCACCAUAACUGAAGCAGACACGGGAGACGAUGCGCAGUUGCACUAACGUUACGUAUAAAUAGAACGAACAUUCGAAGCCCAAUUCAAAAUGGAAUAUUGUAAAACAAUAUAGAUAUAUGAUGAUAUAUAUGCAUAUAAUAAUUAUAAUUAUAAUUAUAAUAAUAUUAGAAGUGCUAAUGUAAAAGUUAAUGCCAGCAUAAUGAAACCUUGUAUUGUAUUCGUAUCCGGUAAGGUCUGUACGUAUUUGCUGAUAAUUUUAAACUCUAAAGCGUAUAAACAAUAAAAACUUAAUCUCACAAGCAAGAGCACAAACUU
Messenger RNA from Drosophila serrata, 5579 nucleotides. RefSeq lists its product as uncharacterized. Lineage: Eukaryota; Metazoa; Arthropoda; Insecta; Diptera; Drosophilidae. The record is from RefSeq and is a predicted model, not a curated record. Gene Ontology annotation, cellular component: nucleus. Gene Ontology annotation, biological process: regulation of transcription by RNA polymerase II.